Molecule: messenger RNA, 492 nt
Organism: Pollicipes pollicipes
Lineage: Eukaryota; Metazoa; Arthropoda; Thecostraca; Pollicipedomorpha; Pollicipedidae
Product: equistatin
Exons: 1
Coding region: 1-492 (163 amino acids)
Biological process (GO): cell-matrix adhesion
Cellular component (GO): basement membrane
Source: RefSeq, a predicted model, not a curated record
AUGCGUACGUUCCUGCUGACCUGUCUGCCGCUGCUGGCUGCCGCUGCCACCAGGCGGCCCCUGCUGGGCGCCAACCAGCCCUGCUGGGACAAGACGAAGGAGCUGGACGCGCUCGCCGCCAACAACGGCGGCGUGCUGCCGCCGGGAGGCGAGCGUCCGACCUGCGACCGGCUGGGCCGCUUCUCACCCAAGCAGUGCUCCGGCUCGCAGUGCUACUGCGUCGACCCGCAGGGCGAGCAGCUGGAGUACACCCAGAACAGGUGGGAGGCGGACAUCAUGCAGUGCCGCUGCGCCCGGGAGGAGCACGAGAUUGCCGAGGCUGGCCAGCUGGGCAGCUCAGUCAAGUGCGACGUCCAGGGCAACUACCACCACACCCAGUGCCGGGGCUCGUCCUGCUACUGCGUCCAUCCGGCGACCGGCGAGGCUCGGGAGGGCACUGAGGCGCAUGUGGGCGAGUUCUCCGCGCUCGAAGAGAAAUGUAGCAGCCUGUAG